Molecule: messenger RNA, 519 nt
Organism: Plasmodium knowlesi strain H
Lineage: Eukaryota; Apicomplexa; Aconoidasida; Haemosporida; Plasmodiidae
Product: cytochrome c oxidase subunit 2B, putative
Exons: 1
Coding region: 1-519 (172 amino acids)
Biological process (GO): ATP synthesis coupled electron transport
Cellular component (GO): membrane
Molecular function (GO): cytochrome-c oxidase activity; copper ion binding
Source: RefSeq, a predicted model, not a curated record
AUGGAUGCACUAAGGAGGGCCCUGGGGCUGCCGCGCCCAGUGGCCCACAGCGAAAAUAAAUUGCUCCUCAAAAAUCUGAACGAACAAGGCAACCCCCAAGUGACAAAUGUAAAGGCAGAAGACUACCCCAUCCCGAAAAAGUAUCUAGAAGACCCAGACAAAAUCCCCAACUAUUAUGUGUUUCAGUCCAACAUGGUCACGGAUGAAGAUUUGCAACCGGGGAUGUUACGACAGUUGGAAGUUGAUAAAAGAUUAACUCUGCCGACGAGAACUCAUAUUUCUUUUUUAGUGACAGCCACUGAUGUUAUCCACUCCUGGUCCAUCCCAAGUCUUGGCAUUAAAGCCGAUGCUAUUCCAGGGCGGCUACACAAGGUAACAACGUUCAUAUUGAGGGAGGGUGUAUACUAUGGCCAAUGUUCCGAAAUGUGCGGCACUCUCCAUGGGUUCAUGCCCAUCGUUGUAGAAGCUGUAUCCCCUGAGGCCUACGCGGCGCACGCGAAGAAGUAUUACAGGGAUUAG